Molecule: messenger RNA, 2299 nt
Organism: Zeugodacus cucurbitae (melon fly)
Lineage: Eukaryota; Metazoa; Arthropoda; Insecta; Diptera; Tephritidae
Gene: Nfs1
Product: cysteine desulfurase, mitochondrial
Exons: 6
Coding region: 116-1516 (466 amino acids)
Biological process (GO): [2Fe-2S] cluster assembly
Cellular component (GO): cytosol; nucleus; mitochondrion
Molecular function (GO): cysteine desulfurase activity; pyridoxal phosphate binding
Source: RefSeq, a predicted model, not a curated record
AUCAGCUGGUUAACAUACGGCGUGUUUGAUAACAGCGAAAACUUGUGAAAUCUGAGUUGUUAGAAAACAAUUACUACAUAGGUCGAAAAUAAAUUAUCUAAUAAAAUUUUAUAAAAUGUUCCAACUACUUGGAAAAAUUCCUAAGAACGUACUCGCUUCAAAUGUGCUGACAGUCAACCAAAGAGCACCGUUAUGUUGCGCUAUUACGAGCAAUAGAUUUAACUCUACUGAAGCAAAGCCGGCCGCAACAUCUGAGGACUUUAGAAAAAAGCAAAUACGCUUCAAUAUAAAAGCAGAGCAUGUUGAAGGUAGACCACUAUACCUUGACGUUCAGGCGACCACACCAUUGGAUCCCCGCGUAUUAGACGCCAUGUUGCCGUACAUGACGAAUUACUAUGGAAACCCACAUUCUCGUACUCAUGCAUAUGGUUGGGAAUCUGAAAAGGCCGUAGAAACUGCAAGAGAACAGGUGGCCAGGUUAAUUGGUGCGGAACCGAAAGAAAUCAUUUUUACUUCAGGAGCUACAGAAUGUAAUAAUAUUUCAAUCAAAGGUGUUGCUAGGUUUUACGCGACCAAGAAAAAACAUGUCAUUACUACACAAACAGAGCAUAAAUGUGUGCUAGACUCCUGUCGUGCAUUGGAAAACGAAGGCUUCAAGGUGACAUAUUUGCCGGUUAAAUCAAAUGGGAUCAUUGACAUGCAACAAUUAGAGGAAUCUAUCACACCGGAAACCUCAUUAGUGUCCAUUAUGACUGUUAACAAUGAAAUUGGAGUUAAACAGCCGAUAGCUGAUAUUGGUGCACUUUGUCGUUCGCGCAAAGUAUUUUUCCAUACGGAUGCGGCCCAGGCAGUUGGAAAAAUUCCCCUCGAUGUAAACAAAAUGAAUGUCGAUUUAAUGUCUAUAUCGGGCCAUAAAAUAUACGGUCCAAAAGGUAUAGGUGCACUUUAUGUGCGACGUCGGCCACGUGUACGUCUUGAGCCAAUCCAAAGUGGCGGUGGGCAAGAACGUGGCCUACGCAGUGGCACUGUUCCCGCACCACUGGUGGUUGGAUUUGGUGUUGCAUGCGAUCUUGCAUUGAAAGAAAUGGACUAUGAUAAAAAAUGGAUCGAUUUUCUAUCAAAACGUUUGUACGAUCGUAUAACACAGAAACUGACUCAUGUAAUUCGCAACGGUGAUCCUGAACAGACUUACAGUGGUUGCUUAAAUUUGUCUUUUGCCUACGUGGAAGGCGAAUCACUGUUGAUGGCUUUAAAAGAUGUUGCACUAUCAAGUGGUUCGGCAUGCACUUCGGCGUCAUUGGAACCUUCCUAUGUGUUGCGUGCCAUAGGCACCGAUGAGGAUUUGGCUCACAGUUCCAUAAGAUUUGGUAUUGGCCGUUUUACAACCAUUGAAGAAGUUGAUUACACCGCUGACAAAUGUAUCAAACAUGUAGAACGUCUACGUGAAAUGUCGCCACUCUGGGAAAUGGUUCAAGAAGGUAUUGAUUUGAAAAAUAUUCAAUGGUCACAGCAUUAAUUAUGGUUUGUCACCAUUAUUGGGUCAGAGGGACUGUAUUGGAUUGUACCUACAAUUGUUAGUAAGAAAAUGUUGUCGUUUUAUAAAAGUGGUGGCAAUUUUGAAUGUUUUGUAUUGAAAAUGGAAAAACGUUUGUCUAAAAGAUAACGGUAUAUUUUUUCGUAACACUUAGAUAAUAACUAAGAGCUAUUAAUUACAUGCAUGUCAUAAAUACACGCAAAUAUUAUAUAAUAACAAUCAGUUUAAAUAUACUUCAAUUAAAUUUGAAAAAAAAGUUUACUUGUAUAUAUUUAUUUAAAAGCAUGGAUCACGGAUAUUUUUGAGAUGAAUUUACAGAAGCAAACGAAGAACCGAUUUGAUUUACACAUACAUAUGUAUGCGCAUAUGCACAAACUGUUUAGUCGAAGCAUAAUAUUGUAUUAACUGAAAUAAAGUAGACAACAUUGCCAACUAUGUCAAGCUGCGGUUAUGCCCAUAUUUAUGAAUACAGCAUCUGCACUAUGGUUUGCGUCAUACGCACGUUCCGAUGAGUUAAAUACACACACAAUUUUUUAUGUUUAUUUAUGCAUUUUAUAUUUGCUUAAAGUCAUUACAAAAAUCAUAGCUAAACAAUAUUGAUACUACCUAUGUAAGUAUGUGAUCGGGAUAGUACAAACAACAAAUGUAUUAACAACUUAUCAUCAGCUUAAAAAACACUAGCUGUAUUUAAUUAUAGCUGCACACGUUGAAGAGGUGAAGGGUGAAUAGCCAUUCAGCGGUGGUCGUAUAACUAAUGAUAAUUCG